Etheostoma spectabile (orangethroat darter) is the source of this 4772-nucleotide messenger RNA. It is a transcript of the gene mmp17a, whose product is annotated as matrix metallopeptidase 17a. The transcript is spliced from 10 exons. Lineage: Eukaryota; Metazoa; Chordata; Actinopteri; Perciformes; Percidae. Bases 374 to 2164 code for a protein of 596 amino acids. The record is from RefSeq and is a predicted model, not a curated record. Gene Ontology annotation, cellular component: extracellular matrix. Gene Ontology annotation, biological process: extracellular matrix organization; collagen catabolic process; proteolysis. Gene Ontology annotation, molecular function: zinc ion binding; metalloendopeptidase activity.
CUGCUGCUCGCGACACAACCGCGCGCAGCUGCUUACAUUUCCCAGCGCUCGAGACGCUACGACGGAGAGAGCAGCUCGCGCUUCUUGUUCCAGGGAUAUUACCUCUGAUAGACUUGGGAUAAGACAAGAAUACGCAGUUUAUCUCUGUUUAUGACCACUUAGGUGUUAGUUACGAGUGUAGUUUUGCUGGACAUAAACUGCUGUAAUGUUUUUAACACAACCAGUUUUAAUGUGCUUCAUGUGUUUGCGCUCAACAGUGAGGUAGACUUAUUCGGGGACACUUUACAGGAGUGUCGGCGUGUGAUUUAUCCCGUGGAUGCUGCUGUCGGGGUCGGUGUCUGAGCCCUGCAGGACCAGCCUCUCAUAGGGCAUCAUGGUUUCUCUGGUUCUUCACAAGUGGAUGAGGAAUACUUCACCGGAGAUGCUUCUGUUGGUGCCGAUAUUGUGGCUUUUACCUCUGACUGGAGCGGCUCCGUCUCAGACUACCGAGCAGCUGGACUCUGGGGUGGACUGGCUGAGUAAGUUUGGCUACCUCCCGCCCCCUGACCCAGUUACUGGUCAGCUUCAGACCAAGGAGGCCCUGACCAAGGCCAUCAAAGCCAUGCAGAAGUACGGAGGGCUGAAGGAGACCGGAGUCUUAGACCACGCCACACUGGGUCUGAUGAAAACACCCAGAUGUUCUCUGCCAGAUGUUUCUGAAGCUGAGGUGACAACGGGCCGCAGGAAACGAGGCUUGAAUCCUCAGAACAAAUGGAGUAAGAGGCAUUUAUCCUGGAGAGUGAGGACCUUCCCUAAGGACUCAGCCUUACUGGGCAGGGACACUGUUCGAGCCCUGAUGUACUACGCCCUAAAGGUCUGGAGUGACAUCGCCCCACUAAACUUCCAUGAGGUGGCCGGCAGUGAUGCAGACAUUCAAAUCGACUUCACUAAGGCCGACCACAAUGAUGGAUAUCCCUUUGAUGGGCCAGGCGGCACCGUGGCGCAUGCAUUUUUCCCCGGAGAGAGGUUCACAGCUGGGGAUACACACUUUGAUGAUGAUGAGGCCUGGACCUUCAGAUCUCCAGACUCUCAUGGGAUGGAUCUGUUUGCAGUAGCAGUCCAUGAGUUUGGUCACGCCAUCGGCCUGGUGCACACCUCAGCCAUAGAGUCCAUCAUGAGACCGUACUACCAGGGACCUGUAGGAGACCCUCUGAAAUACGACCUACCUUACGAAGACAAGGUCCGCGUCUGGCAGCUCUACGGUGUCCGAGACUCAGUGUCCCACACAAUCCGGCCAGGCAACCCCUCCCAGACGGCUGAACCUCCUGUCCUGCUGGACCUUCCUGAAAACAGAUCCACUCUCCUGCUGACACAAGAUGCCCCAGACAGAUGCACCAGUCACUUUGACGCCGUCGCCCAAAUACGAGGGGAGGCCUUCUUUUUCAAAGGGAAGUACUUUUGGCGACUAACUCGAGAGAAGCACCUGGUGUCUCUGCGUCCCGCUCAGAUCCACCGCUUCUGGAGGGGCCUCCCACCCAAUCUGGACAGUGUGGAUGCUGUGUAUGAGAGGCCCGGGGACCACAAAAUAGUCUUUUUUAGAGGUCUAAAGUACUGGGUAUUUAAAGACAAUAAUGUGGAGGAGGGCUACCCUCGACCAAUCAGUGACUUUGGCCUACCCUUGGAAGGAGUGGAUGCAGCCUUUGUUUGGCUACACAACGACAAAACCUACUUCUUCAAGGACAACCACUACUGGCGCUACGAUGACCACCUGAGACGUAUGGACCUGGGCUACCCCAAAGACAGCUCGCUUUGGAAGGGGCUGCCGCCACAACUGGACGACGCCAUGAGGUGGUCUGAUGGCUCGUCCUAUUUCUUCAAGGGGAAGGAGUACUGGCGAGUGCCGAGCAGCGACAUGGAGGUGGAGGCAGGGUACCCCCGCCUCAUCGCUAAAGACUGGCUGCUGUGCACCGAGAUGCAGUCGGACUCUCCAGACACGGAGCCCAAAAGCACGGAAACAAGAGUCAACGUGCACCAUCACCCAGACCACGCAGAGAAUGGAUACGAGGUGUGCUCCUGCACCUCUGACACCGCCUCGCCUUUGGGUGCCCGCCCCUCCCCAUCUCCCCUGUGGCUGCUGCCACCUCUCUGGACGCUCUCGCUGGCCCUCCGCUCUGAACUGCUAUGAUGCCAAAGCAUGGGACAAAGUUGUUGAACUGGGUGCCGGAAAGAAACUCUUUGGUGGAGGGCCAGUCACUCAGACACUCAGUCUAAAUACAAACUGAAACAUUUUGUUCAUAUUAAUAUCAAUUGGUAUGUUUUUGCUAUUUUUUUUUUUUUUGCUGUUAUUUAUUUCACUUACCAUUGAAUGGGGUCAACUGAAGCGCCUUGCAGUAUGAGUAGUACCAUACCACUGAUUGUACUAGGGUAUAUCUAGUGGGCAUCAAUUCACUGACAUUGAAAAUGCUUGUACCGUGCUACACAGAACCAUAAGUUCUAUCUCUUAGUUUCUUCUUAAAUGGCCAAACUAUCUCAACUUUGCAAGGAAUUGAGUGGGACUGUUCAGAAUUAUCUUCACAUGAAAUGCACCAGGAUUCCAACAGCACUCAUAAAAUACUUUUUUUUUUUAAAUGUAAAACAAGUUUACAGCAAUAAUGAAUGGCAUCCUGGGAUGUAGGCAUGUCAGUCCCCCCCCCUCCCCCCUUCAGUGUUUAUGCUAAGCUAAACUAACCAAGCCCUAGCUGUAGCCUAAUAUUUUUCGUACAGAUAUGUCAGUGAAAUCAAUCUUUUUACCUAAAUCUCGGCAAAAAAAACCAGCUUAUUUCCCAAAAUGUCUGAACUAUUGCUUUAAAUAGUGCGUGGCAAGUAGAACUUCCUACCAGGCUGAUUACUGCCUUGCAGCACUCUCCAUCAAUCAAUAAUGGUUAUGUUUAUGUUUAUGUUUGUCACUGUUAAGGUUCCGGCUAUGACCAUGGCUGGGGUUUGAGUCCACCAAUGCCUAGAGAAAGAGACACUGUUUUAACUCAACCUGAGGCCUGUAAAACAUAUCAAGAUCAACACGCCCUGGAUUUAUUUCAGUUAACCUAACAACCGUGGUCACGCAUAAGCUGUGUCACAACGGUGGUUAACAACUAGUUCAAUCAACCCAGGGCUUCCCAAUCGGUGUUUGCACAGCAUGACCAAUCUCAAACAUCUACCAGAGCCGCAUAUUUUACAUAACAAGAGCAAACUAUAAUACUACAUAAAUAUGAAGAACACAGACACGGGUUUACACACAAAAUGCAAUACAAUCGCUGCUUCCUAAAACAGGAAGGAAAGUUGGCAAAAAAGCGUAAAUCACAACGCUUAUCAAGAUCACUUCCCCAUCCGUCAGGCACAAGAUCUGACCAUAAUUACACUUGUCCUUUCCAUAAACUGUUUUUGUUUUUGCAACUCUGGCAGUGGUAAGCAAUUGUGAGAGCAAAUAAAAAAUAUAAAAACAUAAUCCAAGCCGAUGUGCGCAUUGGCAACACACGGCUCAAGAAGCCGACCUGUAGGAAAUCACGUAGUCUAAACUCACUCAGCCAACAUUUGAAUGUCUUUUUUAUAUUUAUUCAUUUAAGGGGCAGUAUCACCAUCACCAAACCCACCAGACUCCAUUUAAAUAAUCUUUUAUAGUACUUUUUUCAUUGGAAAACACAAAUAACCUAUACGUAUUUCCCUCCGCUUAAAAUCUAUAUCUUUCAUAAAGAUACCCGUUGGGGAAUGUUAACGGGGUUGUCGGUCGUUAUCAACCAACUAUUGAUUAGGUUAGGUGUUCAGCAUAAGUUACCAUGGCGAUUUAACCAGGUAACAAGUGAUCCACCGUUGUGACACAGUAAACCCUGGCUAGAACCUGAAGUUACCUCGUUAACGCCAAAUCUUGCGUCGUAGCACAGGCCUCUGACAAGAAGAGCUGCCUGCUAGAAUUGAACAGAGGUAAAAAACUAAAAUAAAAAAAAUGACAUCUGGGAUAUAGAUACGGAAGUUAGACAGGUGACUGACGCCCCGGCAUGUAUCUAGGCAGACAGGUGAAAAGUACCCUGAAAUGUAGUGCAGAUAGAUAGUUAGGUUUACAGAUGAAUGGCCCCAUGGGAUGUUGACAGGAAUCCAAAUGAAUGGCAUGCUGGGAUGUCGACGGGUAGAUUGAUGGCAUCCAGGGCUGUAAGCAGAUAGACAGGUGAAUACCAUCCAGUACAGCUACGUGAAGAAAAGGGCAACCUGUGCUGUGGAAAGGACAAAAGAAAACUUCCUUUAAGACAGAAAGUACAAAUUUUAAGAGUUUCUCAGCAUUGCAUAACCCCAUUAUCCUAGCUUACCACACUCACCUGUACUCCUUCGCUCUUUGAGGAACUGCUCCUCAUGUUUCUCCAUGAAACUCAUCAUUUUCAACCCUAGUACGGAAGCAUUCCCUGCCUUUAUAAGAGGCAUAUUGGUUUUGUUGUAUUGUUUGAUAUAAAUAUGGAUAGAUUGUGAUUCCAUAUUGCUUGGAUCAGAUUAUACUUCAUGGAGCCUUUUUUCCUCCCAGCUGGACAAAUUUCCUCCAUCAGUCCAAGCUCCUUCUGGUGACGCCGUUAGCAGACCUCACAAGAUAGCAACCGGAUUUCUUCUUGCUGAUAUAUUUACCUUCAGUUUAAAUAUAGACACAGAUAUAUUUGAGUUGAGAUGUUCCAUGGUUACUUCUAAACCAAGUGGACUGUGUAUAUUUCAAGGUGUGUUUUCUAAUGUAAAAUAUUUUUGUAGAAAAAUAAAAGAAUAUGAAUGUCUUUAUUGCCUAA